This is a messenger RNA of Arabidopsis lyrata subsp. lyrata, 1642 nucleotides long. RefSeq names its product WEB family protein At3g51720. Bases 181 to 1440 code for a protein of 419 amino acids. Lineage: Eukaryota; Viridiplantae; Streptophyta; Magnoliopsida; Brassicales; Brassicaceae. The transcript has 2 exons. The record is from RefSeq and is a predicted model, not a curated record.
ACAAAACUAAAAACUGAGAAGAAAACGGAUACUUGUAGCUUUUAUUUAACUUUAAUUAUCCCCUUCAUUACAAAAAGACCGUUACGAUAUAUAUAAAAGUCUUCGUUCACACACAGUAUCGAAGAAAACAACAACAGUUUUGAUCACUCUCUCUCUUUACUUCUUCUUCCCAAGCUUUUGAUGGCCGAAACCCUAGAACCCUCCCUCGUCGGGGAAAUCGACACUUCUGCACCAUUCGAGUCCGUGAGAGAAGCCGCCACUCGCUUUGGCGGAUUUGGUUUCUGGAAACCUUCUUCCCUUAACAUCUCUGAAGCUUCUCAGAACGAAGUGGAUGACGUAGCUGGUAUGGUGGCGAAAGCGAGUGAGUUAGAGAAGGAACUGAUUGCUAAAGAAGGAGAAACUUUAAAGGUGUUGAAGUCACUCGAGUCCACCAAAGCGAUCGUUGAAGAGCUUAAAUCAAAGCUACAGAACAAGGAAGAGAAAGAAAACUGUGACAUGAAUGUUUUCAAGGAAUUGAAUCAAGCGAAGAUGAAUCUGUGCAAGACAACUAAAGAUUUGGCAGCUAUUCGUGAGUCUGUUGAGUUACUGAACAAGAGACUGGAAGAGGAAAGAGCUGCACUUGAGAAGACACGAGAGAGACUUAACUCUGAGAAUGCAGCUGAAAUGUCCAAGGAGAUUCAGAGACUAAGUUAUGAAGCUAAGGAGUUUAGUAGAACAGGAGAGAAUGCUCGUUAUGCGGUUGAUAAAGCUGUGGUUGAGAUUGAACAAACGAGAAACAAGAUUGAAGCUGCUGAGAUGCGUUUGAUCGCUGCUAGAAAGAUGAAGGAAGCUGCUAGAGCGGCUGAAGCAGUUGCAAUCGCUGAAAUCAAGGCGGUUACUAGAAGAGGAAGAAGAAGAAGAAGAAGAGGAAAUGAUGAGGAGACGAUGCAUGAGGAGAUUCUUGAGACGAUUCAAGAAACAGCUAGAGAAAUCAGAAGCAGUAGGAGGACACUUGAAGAAGGUUUGGAGAAAGUGAAUAUCACGAAAAUGGAAGCAGAAGAAGGAAAAUGGCGGUGGACAGAACAGAGGAGGAGAUCAUCAUGUUCGGCCAAGUUCAAGAACCCUUUUAUGAUGGAUGUAAAUGGUCUUAAUAUGAUGAUGAAUGGUGAUGGGACCUCGUCCUCAGUUGCUGUCUUGAAACCAACAAUGUCGAUUGGGCAGAUACUCAGUAGGAAACUACUUCUUGCGGAUGAGUCGGCGAUGAUGAUGAACGGGAGAGUUUCGUUGGGUCAGAUUCUUGGAAAGACUAACUUUGGAGAUAGAAAUGGUCAAGGGAAGGAGAAGGAAAAAAGGUUGAAUGGGAAGAGGAAGCGGUUUGGAUUCGCAAACUUGUCUGUGAUGCUGAAUAAAGAGAGUAAGAAGAAGAAUAAGAAGAAGAAGAUAGCUUUGAACUUAAUGUGAUGAGUGAGUGAGUGAUUGGAAUGGUCUUAUCUUUAUCUUUUUUUCUUAGGAGUUGUUAGGUGUUUUCCUGCAGUUGUAAGCAAUUGUGUUUCUAUUUGUUUUCAAAUUAAGUGGAUUAGAGAGUCUCACUUUAGCACCAAUUACUACCAAAGUUGUUGUGUCAUGAAUGAUUUUGAGAAGAUAAAACAAACAUAUGAAAUCU